Messenger RNA from Dromaius novaehollandiae (emu), 903 nucleotides. RefSeq names its product chromosome 4 C4orf17 homolog (gene C4H4orf17). The record is from RefSeq and is a predicted model, not a curated record. NCBI's taxonomy places the organism in Eukaryota, Metazoa, Chordata, Aves, Casuariiformes, Dromaiidae. Bases 1 to 903 code for a protein of 300 amino acids. The transcript is spliced from 7 exons.
AUGAAUAUCAGCUUCAAGUCACGGCCUGAACCUCAGUUCAACCACAACAUGCCACAGAACCCGCAUUACCCUCCCUCUAGAAGCUCAGAUGGGACAUACUUCUUGUCCAGGCAUGUUCCCCAUCCUAGAAUGGUCUGUCACAUACGAGGGUUAAACAAUGCUCCUAUCUGUGUUGUAAGAGAGACAGGCAGAUUUUUAAGAGAAUGCGUAACUGCUGGCAAAACAGGAAUCCUGGAGCACAAAGCCCACCAACAACAUGCGCUAACUGGGAACACCACAAGCGAUGCAUCCGCCAACAACUACUUUCCAAGGCUCGAGGCUUGCUUGAGAAAGGGGUUAGGCUCUUCACGGUUCGAGACACGUUUCCCUAUUACAUUUACAAACAAAAACUUCUGCCGAGCACUUCGUGAUUCCAGUGCUUUUCACAGACUUCUUUUGAAACAACAAUUCCAAACCUCUGCACCACCUGCAACUAGCCAGGGAAUCCAUGCUGCUUCUCUCACCCAGCCGUCCUCUCCAUUCAUCAACUUGCGUCACAAUCCUCACAUCCAAGAGAACAUGAAUUAUGUCCCAAGCUACCUGGAUCAGGGAAUAAAGGUGUUGGAAAAACUCUGCAAAGUUUUACAGACAGAUUCUCUUGCAGAGAUCCAAGGAUGGCUCUCAAGGGCAAGUAUAAAAGAGAAAAACUUCGUGUCCAAUCUGAUUCACUCAGAACUGACUGGCAAAGAUUUGCUGAAUUAUCAGCCCUGUGCAACAAAUGAAGGUACAGCAGAGAACAUGAAUAUCCAGAGUCUGGAAAAGCCUCACCCUCCUCUUUGGGGAGAUGCAGAAGAAGAAAUGAAUCAGUCCAGGCCAUCCACUAAAGAAUCAGAAGCAAGUCAAAGCAAGAAACAGGGUAAGUGA